This is a messenger RNA of Asparagus officinalis (garden asparagus), 787 nucleotides long. RefSeq lists its product as uncharacterized. Lineage: Eukaryota; Viridiplantae; Streptophyta; Magnoliopsida; Asparagales; Asparagaceae. Bases 39 to 527 code for a protein of 162 amino acids. The record is from RefSeq and is a predicted model, not a curated record. The transcript has 2 exons.
GCAAACAAACCAUCAGCGGUAUUUUCUCAACAACGAAAAUGCAAGUAAUUUCUCCUCGCUUCCCCUCAUCUUCUCCUCUCUUUCUCCUCAACUCCAAUCAACUUCCAAGAAUCAGCAGCAUCAAUGGCAGGCGCCGCCUUCUUCCUUCUCCUCCCCGAAGCGCCACUGACAGAGAUGAACCUCAGCAGCAGCAACUGGAGUCGGAUAAGGCCAAGGCCCGCGAGGCCCUGAAGAAGCUGGACCAGCAGCUGGAGUCCAUGGUGGAGAGAGAACAGACCCAAGAACCCAAAUCAAUGAGGCCCCCUUCCCCUUAUGAUGAUUUAGAUCUUGAGAGAGAUGCGAUAACUGGCAUGAGGAGCGACGAGGAAUUGCCUGAGAUGUCAAGAUCGUACCUUUCAUAUUCUGCUGUUGCACUCCUAAUCAUUACUAUCUUCAACAACAUAAUUUUUAAUUUCUUCAUCAAACCGUCAGUUGAUGGCAACGAGCGAUCUUCGCCAAUCGAAAGAGUGCCUCUAGAGGAGCCUUGAAGACCAGAAGCAUGUGCCUCAGCUCUAUGAGACUGGUAAUUUGUAGUCUACAAUCCUAAUUCUCCACAAGAACUGCCGUAUUAUUAUUAUUAUUAUUAUUUAAUAUUGAUGGCUCAAUACGUUUCAACUGUACAUUCAGAAUGCAGUUUUUUUUUUUUUGCCGAAAGUGAUGGCAUAUGAUUUCAUAUACGAAGUGAACCUUGUUACGAAUAAAUUAUGGUUUGAAGAUGUAACUAAAGAGUUUUUUGGGUUGUUCUACA